Messenger RNA from Syzygium oleosum, 6116 nucleotides. Its product is annotated as DNA-directed RNA polymerase II subunit RPB1. NCBI's taxonomy places the organism in Eukaryota, Viridiplantae, Streptophyta, Magnoliopsida, Myrtales, Myrtaceae. Gene Ontology annotation, cellular component: RNA polymerase II, core complex. The coding region runs from base 226 to 5784 and encodes 1852 amino acids. Gene Ontology annotation, molecular function: DNA binding. The transcript has 15 exons. The record is from RefSeq and is a predicted model, not a curated record. Gene Ontology annotation, biological process: transcription by RNA polymerase II.
CUCUCUGCGCAAGGAGAGGGUUUCCUCCGAUCUGAGCGCCUCCGUUGCGGCUGCUGCGGUAUCUUCUUCUUCGAACUGCAACCGCCAAAAAUUUGAAAAAGAAAAAGGAAAGAUCAACCGUGAAGAACUAAUCGGAACUCGAAUCGUUACUCAAUUUGGACGACUGUAAGGAAAAAACCCUAGGCGGUCCGGCGGUUCGCGCGCGGCGGAGUCGGAUCGGCCGCCAUGGAUAUCCGGUUCCCCUUCUCGCCGGCGGAGGUCGCCAAGGUCCGGAUGGUCCAGUUCGGCAUCCUCAGCCCCGACGAGAUCAGGCAAAUGUCCGUGGUGCAGAUUGAGCACGGCGAGACGACGGAGAGGGGCAAGCCGAAGAUUGCCGGGCUCAGCGAUCCUCGACUCGGCACCAUCGACAGGAAAUUGAAGUGCGAGACGUGCACGGCGAACAUGGCCGAGUGCCCCGGGCACUUUGGGCACCUGGAGCUGGCGAAGCCGAUGUUUCAUAUUGGGUUCAUGAAGACCGUGUUGAGCAUCAUGCGCUGCGUCUGCUUCAAUUGCUCCAAAAUACUCACGGAUGAGGAAGACCACAAGUUCAAACAGGCGCUUCGAAUAAGAAAUCCUAAAAAUAAGCUUAAGAAGAUACUAGAUGCGUGUAAAAACAAAUCAAAAUGUGAAGGUGGAGAUGAGAUUGAUGUACAAGGUCAAGGCUCAGAAGAGCCGGUGAAGAAGAGUCGUGGGGGCUGUGGUGCCCAGCAGCCAAAGCUUACAAUUGAAGGAAUGAAAAUGAUAGCGGAGUAUAAGGCCCAGCGGAAGAAAAACGAUGAUCAGGAUCAGCUUCCUGAACCGGUGGAAAGGAAGCAGACACUUUCUGCUGAAAGGGUACUCAGCGUUCUCAAGAGAAUUAGUGAUGAAGACUGUCAGCUGUUAGGCUUGAACCCGAAAUAUGCUCGUCCAGAUUGGAUGAUUUUACAAGUUCUACCUAUUCCUCCGCCUCCUGUGAGGCCCUCUGUGAUGAUGGACACCUCUUCCAGGAGUGAGGAUGAUCUGACGCAUCAAUUGGCAAUGAUUAUAAGACAUAAUGAGAAUCUAAGGCAACAGGAGAGGAAUGGUGCACCAGCACAUAUCAUAUCGGAGUUUGCACAGUUGUUGCAAUUCCACAUCGCUACAUACUUUGACAACGAAUUGCCUGGACAGCCAAGGGCUACCCAAAGGUCUGGGAGACCUAUUAAGUCGAUCUGCAGCAGGCUUAAGGCAAAGGAAGGCCGGAUUAGAGGGAAUCUCAUGGGAAAAAGAGUCGACUUUUCUGCUCGAACAGUCAUUACACCUGAUCCAACUAUUAAUAUUGAUGAACUAGGCGUCCCUUGGAGUAUUGCCUUGAAUCUUACAUAUCCAGAAACCGUGACUCCUUAUAACAUUGAGAGGUUGAAGGAGCUUGUUGAAUAUGGGCCUCAUCCGCCACCUGGUAAAACUGGGGCUAAAUAUAUUAUAAGGGAUGAUGGACAGAGACUUGAUCUCCGCUAUUUGAAGAAAAGUAGCGAUCAUCAUUUGGAACUAGGCUACAAGGUGGAGCGACACUUGAAUGAUGGAGACUUUGUGUUGUUCAAUCGCCAGCCUAGUCUUCAUAAAAUGUCUAUAAUGGGUCACAGAAUCAAAAUCAUGCCAUACUCGACUUUCCGUCUAAAUUUAUCUGUAACUUCACCAUACAAUGCUGAUUUUGAUGGAGAUGAAAUGAACAUGCACGUGCCUCAGUCUUUUGAAACCAGAGCAGAAGUUUUGGAGCUGAUGAUGGUGCCUAAGUGUAUUGUUUCGCCUCAAUCUAAUAGACCAGUGAUGGGAAUUGUCCAGGAUACACUCCUAGGUUGUCGUAAAAUCACAAAGAGGGAUACUUUUAUUGAGAAGGAUGUUUUUAUGAAUGUCUUGAUGUGGUGGGAGGAUUUUGAUGGGAAAGUUCCCACUCCUGCAAUUUUGAAGCCCAGGCCUCUUUGGACAGGAAAGCAAGUGUUCAAUCUCAUCAUACCCAAGCAGAUCAAUCUCCUGAGAAAUGCCGCAUGGCACUCAGAGACUGAAACAGGAUUUAUAACUCCAGGAGAUACCCAAGUUCGAAUUGAGAAGGGGGAGUUACUUGCGGGAACUCUUUGCAAGAAGGCACUUGGGACAUCUACGGGAAGUCUCAUACAUGUCAUCUGGGAAGAGGUUGGCCCGGAUGCAGCCCGGAAAUUCUUGGGACAUACUCAGUGGCUUGUCAACUAUUGGCUUUUGCAGAAUGGCUUCAGCAUUGGUAUUGGAGACACAAUCGCUGAUGCAGCAACAAUGGAAAAAAUUAAUGAGACCAUUUCUUCAGCUAAAGAUGAAGUGAAAAGGCUUAUAAAAGAUGCUCAGGAGAAAAAGUUAGAGCCUGAACCCGGACGAACGAUGAUGGAAUCCUUUGAAAACAAAGUGAAUCAGGUGUUGAACAAGGCUCGUGAUGAUGCUGGAAGUAGUGCCCAAAAGAGUUUAUCUGAGAGUAACAAUCUCAAAGCAAUGGUUACUGCUGGAUCUAAGGGAAGUUUUAUCAAUAUUUCUCAGAUGACUGCUUGUGUUGGUCAGCAGAAUGUUGAGGGUAAGCGGAUCCCAUUUGGAUUCAUAGAUCGAACCCUGCCCCAUUUCACAAAAGAUGAUUAUGGGCCAGAAAGUCGUGGAUUUGUCGAGAACUCCUAUCUUCGUGGGUUGACUCCACAGGAGUUCUUUUUCCAUGCUAUGGGUGGUAGGGAAGGUCUGAUUGAUACUGCUGUCAAGACUUCUGAGACUGGAUAUAUCCAGAGGCGAUUAGUGAAGGCUAUGGAGGAUAUUAUGGUCAAAUAUGAUGGAACAGUUAGGAACUCUUUGGGAGAUGUUAUACAGUUUUUGUAUGGUGAAGAUGGUAUGGAUUCUGUCUGGAUUGAAUCGCAGAAACUGGAUUCUUUGAAAAUGAAGAAGUCAGAAUUUGAUAGAGUUUUCAGAUAUGAGAUAGAUGAUGAGAACUGGAACCCUGAUUACAUGUUGCCUGAAAACGCUGAGGAUCUGAGAUCGAUUGGAGAAUUGAGAGAUGUCUUUGAUGCUGAAGUUCAAAAACUUGAAGCUGAUAGAUUCCAGCUUGGAACAGAGAUUGCAACUACAGGUGAUAAUACUUGGCCAUUACCUGUCAACCUCAAGAGGCUUAUUUGGAAUGCCCAGAAGACUUUUAAAAUCGACUUAAGGAGGCCUUCGGAUAUUCACCCCGUGGAGGUUGUGGAGGCUAUCGAUAAGCUUCAAGAGAGGCUUAAGGUUGUUCCCGGUGAGGAUCCGUUGAGUGUUGAAGCUCAAAAGAAUGCAACUCUCUUUUUCAAUAUCUUACUUCGCAGCACUUUUGCCAGCAAGAGAGUGUUGAAGGAGUAUAGGCUUACUCGUGAAGCUUUUGACUGGGUGAUUGGUGAGAUUGAAUCGCGUUUCUUGCAAUCAUUAGUGGCUCCAGGGGAAAUGAUUGGUUGUGUUGCUGCACAAUCUAUUGGUGAGCCUGCCACUCAGAUGACUCUCAAUACCUUCCACUAUGCUGGUGUGAGUGCGAAGAACGUCACUCUUGGUGUUCCUAGGUUGAGAGAAAUCAUUAACGUUGCCAAAAAAAUCAAGACGCCCUCCCUCUCUGUCUAUCUGAAACCUGAGGUAAGCAAGACAAAGGAAAGUGCCAAGAGUGUUCAAUGUGCUUUGGAGUACACUACUCUCCGCAGUGUAACUCAAGCCACUGAAGUAUGGUAUGAUCCAGACCCUACGAGCACAUUGAUUGACGAGGAUGUUGAUUUUGUCAAAUCUUACUAUGAAAUGCCGGAUGAAGAGAUCGCCCCUGAAAAGAUUUCUCCUUGGUUGCUUCGGAUAGAGUUGAAUCGGGAAAUGAUGGUGGAUAAGAAGCUCAGCAUGGCUGAUAUUGCGGGGAAGAUCAAUCUGGAGUUUGAUGAUGAUUUGAACUGUAUAUUCAAUGAUGACAAUGCCGAUAAGCUCAUUCUUCGCAUUCGUAUCAUGAAUGAUGAAGCUCCGAAAGGGGAGCUCAAUGAUGAAUCUGCAGAAGAUGAUGUCUUCUUGAAGAAGAUUGAGAGCAACAUGCUCACAGAAAUGGCUCUUCGAGGGAUCCCAGAUAUUAACAAGGUGUUUAUCAAGAAUGGCAAAGUAAACAAAUUCAAUGAGAAUGAUGGCUUCAAGCCAGAAACUGAGUGGAUGUUAGAUACUGAAGGCGUUAACCUAUUAGCUGUCAUGUGUCAUGAAGGAGUUGAUGCCACUAGGACAACGAGCAAUCAUCUAAUAGAAAUCAUUGAAGUUCUUGGUAUUGAGGCAGUUCGGCGCUCCUUACUGGAUGAACUGCGUGUUGUCAUAUCAUUUGAUGGAUCUUAUGUGAACUAUCGGCAUUUGGCUAUUUUGUGUGAUACCAUGACAUAUCGAGGCCACUUGAUGGCCAUUACACGUCAUGGCAUCAAUCGGAAUGAUACUGGGCCACUGAUGAGAUGCUCAUUUGAAGAAACUGUGGACAUUCUUCUUGAUGCUGCUGUCUAUGCCGAAUCAGAUUAUCUGAGGGGUGUUACGGAGAACAUUAUGUUGGGUCAGCUUGCACCCAUUGGCACAGGAGACUGUGCAUUGUACCUCAAUGAUGAGAUGUUGAAGCAUGCCAUCGAACUUCAGCUGCCCAGUUAUAUGGAUGGUCUUGAUUUUGGCAUGACGCCUGCACGUUCACCAAUCUCUGGAACUCCUUACCAUGAGGGUAUGAUGUCUCCAAGUUAUUUGCUGAGCCCAAACCUCCGGCUCUCUCCAACUACAGAUGCUCAGUUUUCUCCCUAUGUUGGUGGUAUGGCCUUCUCGCCUGCUUCAUCUCCGGGAUACAGUCCAUCAUCACCAGGAUACAGUCCAUCAUCACCAGGAUACAGCCCGACGUCACCUGGUUACAGCCCCACGUCACCUGGUUACAGCCCCACAUCUCCUGGCUACAGCCCCACGUCUCCAACCUACAGUCCCAGUUCUCCUGGUUAUAGCCCAACUAGUCCUGCGUAUUCUCCUACAAGCCCUUCAUAUUCACCCACUUCUCCCAGCUAUAGCCCCACUUCCCCAUCUUAUAGCCCUACUUCCCCAUCUUAUAGCCCUACAUCUCCCAGCUACAGCCCCACUUCGCCAAGUUACAGCCCUACGUCACCUAGUUAUAGUCCAACCUCUCCUGUUUAUAGCCCCACAUCACCUGCGUAUAGCCCCACCUCCCCUGCAUACAGCCCCACCUCACCAUCUUAUAGCCCAACAUCUCCUUCAUACAGCCCAACUUCACCAUCCUACAGCCCAACUUCACCUUCUUACAGUCCUACAUCUCCUUCCUACAGCCCAACUUCGCCCGCUUAUAGCCCCACUUCUCCUGGUUACAGCCCAACAUCACCAAGUUACAGCCCAACUUCACCGAGCUACAGCCCUACUUCUCCGAGUUAUAACCCUCAGUCGGCAAAAUACAGCCCAUCAUUGGCGUACUCGCCAAGCAGUCCAAGAUUGUCACCAUCCAGUCCUUACAGUCCUACAUCUCCAAACUACAGCCCCACAUCGCCGUCGUACUCACCGACUUCUCCGUCAUAUUCUCCAUCAAGCCCAACAUACAGUCCUAGCAGCCCAUACAAUCCUGGUGUCAGCCCAGAUUACAGCCCGAGUUCUCCUCAGUACAGCCCGAGUGCUGGAUAUUCUCCAAGUGCACCUGGAUACUCGCCGACUUCUACCAGCCAGUACACUCCGAGCAACAAGGAUGACAGGAGUAAGAAGGAUGACAGGAGCAGUCGCUGAUGCAAACUAUUGCUAGGAAGCUCGAAAUAGGUGAUGUUUAUUUCCUUAAAUGGAGAAAGCAUCUAGUCGUUGAAUUUUGAUGACGAAGUGGAUAUUGUUGACAGUGAAAACCUUUUUUGGUUCCAUCAGCUAUACGUUGCGGCAAUAUGUAUAUGUAAUUGCAUGGAUUGUGAGUCCAAAGGAAUAGGACGUUUGUCAAAAUGGACAAUACUAUUUCGCUCCUCGUUAGACUCUUUCACCGUUGAGAGUUUGUAUUACAAGAAGAGAACAGCAUCGAGUUCAGUACUAUUACUUGGUUGUCGUAUUGAAUGACAGAAUGUCUUCUUGCAAUA